UCUCCCGCCUCUCAGUCACUCCUGGAGAGGGAGAGGACAGGGAUCCGCUCUGCAUCUGCAGCCGUACCGGCGGCGGAGUCAGCGGCAACAUGGCUACUUCCCACUGCAACACCGAUCCCGGGCUGGAGAUCAAAACCAGGUCGGUGGAGCAGACCCUCAUCCCCCUGGUGACUCAGAUCACAACACUUAUAAACCAUAAAGAGAAACCAAAGAAAUCUGAGAAAACACUACGAGCAAUUCAACGGGUAGGGCAAGCAGUAAGCCUGGCUGUUGGAAGGUUUGUCACUGUUGGUGAAGCCAUAGCUAAUGAAAAUGAAGAAUUAAAAGAAGAAAUGUAUUUUGCUUGCCAGGAGGCACGAAGAGCAGGAGAGAGCAUUGCACAGUUGACUGAUGUGGGCGCCUUUGACCAGCCAGAAUCAGAUACAAGGGCAACAGUUUAUACAGAUAAAACUGGAAUGAUUAAAGCUGCACGGCUUCUACUGUCUUCUGUUACAAAAGUACUAGUGUUGGCAGACAGGGUAGUCAUAAAGCAAAUCAUCAACUCCAGAAGCAAGGUUCUUGCAACUUUGGAGCACUUAGAAAAAGUCAGCAGCUUUCAGGAGUUUGUACAAAUCUUCAGUCAAUUUGGAAACGAGAUGGUAGAAUUUGCCCAUUUGACAGGAGACAGACAAAAUGAUCUGAAAGAUGAAAAGAAGAAGGCAAGGAUGGCGGCUGCCAGGGCAAUACUAGAGAAAUGCACUAUGAUGCUUCUCACAGCAUCAAAGACUUGUCUUCGGCAUCCGGACUGUGAAUCAGCAAGAAUAAACAAAGGAGGCGUUUUCCAUCGCAUGAGGUUGGCUUUAGAUCAGGUGAUAGAGAUUGUCACAGAUUCGAGACAAAAUGCUGAAAAUGAGAUCCAUCCCACCAGUAUCUAUGCUGACAUCAAAGAAUUUAAAAUGAAGAUUGAAGGUUUACGAGACAACUUGCAUGGAAUUUCUAAAGAAAGUCUCACGGCAAUGCUUGAGUUAAUCCUGGAACACACAGAAGACUUCACAGACUCUGCAUAUACGAGCCACGAACACCGUGAAAGUAUCUUAGAAUUGUCCAGGCAGUCCAGAUUAGAACUGGAGCAGCUGAAUACCGUGUGGAAACAAGCACAAAGUUUGAAAGCCAGAGAAGCCACAGAAGAUAUGGAGCUGGCUAUAAUUAAGACUCGGCAGUGUGUGAGUGAGCUGAGGAGAGAACUUCAAAACACAGCUGUGGAAUCAGCAGGGGAACUUCUGAAGUGCUACACAGAGCAUGUGGUCCUCAAGGCAUUGAAGGUAUCAGGGGCAGAAGCAAAUUUGGAAGCACUAGCUGAGUGUACUUGUAAACUCUCUGAACAGAAGGAACAACUUGCUGAGACGUCUCGAUUACUGCGGCAUGUGUCAGGAACAGAACCCUUGGAGAUUACUUGUUUACAUGCAGAAGAAACAUUUCAGGUUAUUGGUCCACAGAUAAUUUCUGCUGCACAGACCUUGGCUCUUCACCCUUCUAGUAAGAUUGCCAAGGAAAACUUGGAUGUAUUUUGUGAGGCAUGGGAGUCACAACUGAACGACAUGUCCAUUCUGCUGAAAGAAAUUAAUGAUGUCUUUGAAGGACGAAGAGGUGAGAAGCGUGCAUACCUUUCUCUGCCGAGACCAGGGAAACAUACUGCAAAUCUGAAGACUGUUAAAGCAGUAAAAUUAGAUGCUGAGGAACAGGCUAAGAUAGCAAAAUUGGGGUUGGAGCUGCGUUUGCACACGUCAGAUGUAGAUGCAGAAACAGAAAGGUGGGAAGACCAAGAUAAUGAAAUUCUUCGUCAAGCACAGACUAUGUCCAGCAUGGCAUAUUCUAUGUAUCUUUUCACAAGAGGAGAAGGCCUUUUGAAAACAACACAGGAUUUAUUUCACCAGGCAGAAAUCUUUGCUGAAGAAGGUCUGAGACUGUAUACAUCUCUUCAUUCUUUUUCAAAUCAGUUGGAAGAAGAUGAAAAAGCAAUUCUAAUGAUGGAGACAGAGAAGUUUCCUUCCUUGUGUCAACAGCUGCAGAUGUCCAGCAAAACCCCUGUUCAUGGCAAAGCUGCCAUUUUCGCUAAGGUUGACACUGCUAUUCAGGAAACUAAGAAUAUAAUGACUGUGUUGAUGAAGGUUCUUUCUCUUUGUUACAAAUUGUUAAAAAAGUGUAAAGUGGAUCAAACAUUCAUGGGUUCUCCCCACAACUGGAGAGGAAACCAGUUGCAGAUGGUUUCAAAUGGUGAGAGCUUAGAUGGUCAGAAUCCAGACACGUUUGGUGUGAAAUCUCUGGAAAGGCACAUGGCAAAUUUAACGUUUUUAGAAAGCAAAUGAUGGAUCAGGUCCUGGAGAGGCUGUAACACUACUAAAAAGCAAAUGUCACAUGUACUGUAAACUUUGUGCAGUUUUAGCUGCAAAUCUAUUAGCUCAUUGUUUGUUAAAUUUGUAGUACUUAAUGUGGCUAAAAACAAACGGGUGUUAUCCCUGACAGAUUCCACCAUUUGGAGUUGUGACUGUUUCAAACCUCCUACUUUAAACAGUAUUUUUUAUCUUUGACUCUGUAGUAUUUUAAGUAACACCUAAUGAAAUGGCUAAAUAUCUUGUUUAAAUAUCUUCUCAGAAAUGUGUUCAUGGAAGUUUAUUUUUUUUCUUAGCCUGCUGAUACCUUAUUUCGAUCCAUUUGUGAAUGUGUUAUUGAUGCGAUUAGUCCUUUGAUGCUGCUAUGGUCAAAAAUGUGUAAGAGCAUAAACUGGAUAUUACAGGCAAAUGUUACUGCUGUGUAAGAUAACUAAAACCAAAUUAUUAUAUUUGCAGGCAGGCUAUUGCAACAAACUUGAUAACUUGGGUGCACCUAAAUCAGAAAAGGCUGUACUACUGUCUCUCUUUCUUCUCUUGCUUCUCCCUAUUCAAGGCAUAAACUUUCAGGAGAAAGGCCCAAGCUUCCUUUUAGCCAAAUUUAUACCAAAAUAAUUGAGAUAUCUUAUUUUCUGUUUCAGAAUAUCAAGUUUGUGUUUUUUUUCUUUCUCUACUACCUACAAAUUAAAGUUCUUGAUAACAAAUAUAAAUUUAUUUUGAAAGUAUGUAUUUUGUGUUUAGGAAGAAGAGCAAUCAAACAGAUUACAAGUUUUAGAGGACAAGUAUUUUAAUGAAUAGAAAUCUGACAUGUGUUCUAUCCCUCCAUCACGUUCUUUCCCCCAUGAACUCUGUACCUAAUGUCACUAUUUUUCUGGUGAUUUUGAUAUGCAGUGCAGUGGGGUUGGAAUGUUGAUGCAUGAACCACUGGAAAUAUUUAGUAUAAAGAACUUCUACUGGAUUUGUAUUACCUGUAAAGGCAGUUUUUAAAACAAAAACUUCUCUUA
Molecule: messenger RNA, 3370 nt
Organism: Hemiscyllium ocellatum (epaulette shark)
Lineage: Eukaryota; Metazoa; Chordata; Chondrichthyes; Orectolobiformes; Hemiscylliidae
Gene: ctnnal1
Product: catenin (cadherin-associated protein), alpha-like 1
Exons: 19
Coding region: 90-2345 (751 amino acids)
Biological process (GO): cell adhesion; Rho protein signal transduction
Molecular function (GO): cadherin binding; actin filament binding
Source: RefSeq, a predicted model, not a curated record